Molecule: messenger RNA, 3087 nt
Organism: Suricata suricatta (meerkat)
Lineage: Eukaryota; Metazoa; Chordata; Mammalia; Carnivora; Herpestidae
Gene: GAN
Product: gigaxonin
Exons: 11
Coding region: 1-1749 (582 amino acids)
Biological process (GO): cytoskeleton organization
Molecular function (GO): protein binding
Source: RefSeq, a predicted model, not a curated record
AUGUGGCCCAGGUCUCUGUCUGCCCGUCCGCGCUCCCACACCAUCAUCUACUCCAGAGAUGCCGCCUCUCCCCUGAGCGCCAGGCCAUCUCCCGAAAUUUUACAUUUUUUUCCCUUUCUUAGGACAAAGUUAAACUAUAAUCCUCCCAAAGAUGAUGGAUCAACCUAUAAGAUUGAACUUGAAGGGAUAUCGGUAAUGGUUAUGCGAGAGAUCCUGGAUUACAUCUUCAGUGGGCAGAUCCGGCUGAACGAAGAUACAAUCCAAGAUGUUGUGCAGGCAGCAGACCUGCUCCUGCUGACAGAUCUGAAAACCCUGUGCUGUGAGUUCUUAGAAGGCUGCAUUGCCGCCGAGAACUGCAUCGGGAUCCGAGACUUUGCCCUUCAUUACUGCCUGCACCACGUCCACUACCUGGCCACGGAGUACCUGGAGACCCAUUUCCGGGACGUCAGCAGCACCGAGGAAUUCCUAGAACUCAGUCCACAGAAGCUUAAAGAAGUGAUUUCUCUGGAGAAGUUAAAUGUCGGCAACGAGAGAUACGUGUUUGAAGCAGUAAUCCGAUGGAUAGCACACGAUACAGAGCUGAGAAAGGUGCACAUGAAGGACGUGAUGUCAGCCCUGUGGGUUUCAGGGUUAGACUCCAGCUACUUACGGGAACAGAUGCUGAAUGAACCGCUGGUGCGCGAAAUCGUCAAGGAGUGCAGCAACAUCCCGCUGAGCCAGCCGCAGCAGGGGGAGGCCAUGCUGGCCAACUUCAAGCCGCGGGGUUACUCCGAGUGCAUUGUGACUGUCGGCGGGGAGGAAAGAGUUUCACGGAAACCAACAGCAGCGAUGCGAUGUAUGUGCCCUCUUUAUGACCCUAAUAGGCAGCUUUGGAUUGAACUGGCCCCUUUAAGCAUGCCAAGAAUUAACCACGGAGUUCUCUCAGCAGAGGGAUUCUUGUUUGUAUUUGGGGGCCAAGAUGAAAACAAGCAGACCCUGAGCUCCGGAGAAAAAUACGACCCAGAUGCAAAUACAUGGACUGUGUUGCCACCAAUGAAUGAGCCGCGGCAUAAUUUUGGAAUUGUGGAGAUCGACGGGAUGCUGUACAUUUUAGGAGGCGAGGACGGAGAAAAAGAGCUGAUUUCCAUGGAGUGCUACGACAUUUAUUCUAAAACCUGGACAAAGCAACCUGACCUGACCAUGGUUAGAAAGAUUGGCUGCUAUGCAGCUAUGAAAAAGAAAAUCUAUGCCAUGGGCGGAGGCUCGUAUGGGAAGCUCUUCGAAUCUGUGGAAUGCUACGACCCAAGGACCCAGCAGUGGACCGCUAUCUGUCCGCUAAAGGAGAGGAGAUUUGGAGCUGUGGCCUGUGGAGUUGCCAUGGAACUCUACGUAUUCGGCGGAGUCAGGAGUCGUGAAGACAUCCAGGGGAGUGAGAUGGUCACUUGCAAGUCUGAAUUCUACCACGAUGAGUUUAAAAGGUGGAUCUACCUUAACGACCAGAACUUGUGCAUCCCCGCCAGCUCCUCUUUUGUUUACGGCGCCGUCCCCAUCGGAGCCAGUAUUUACGUUAUCGGAGAUCUCGACACAGGUACCAACUACGACUACGUGCGUGAGUUUAAAAGAAGCACGGGCACGUGGCACCACACCAAGCCGCUGCUGCCGUCCGACCUCCGCCGCACCGGCUGUGCGGCCUUACGCAUCGCCAACUGCAAGCUCUUCCGCCUGCAGCUUCAGCAAGGCCUGUUCCGGAUCCGUGUUCACUCGCCCUGAGGAGGCAGCCGCGCCGACGCAGAGCUCCUGACCCAGCGCACCGGGGCACGGCUUUCUGUGAGGGGACGGAGGUGGCGGCCUGACUCUGGUGGAUUUACUGUAACGCUCAGAAGCCCGCGCCGCAGCUCCUCCUGGGGGGACCCGUAACUGUUGAAAGAGCUACCUUGGAGGAAGCAGUUCCUCCAGUAGGUGUGUCCGCAGACAGGCCGAGUCGCCAUCAGGAGGCAAAGGGAAGUGGGAAUCGGGAUCAUGUAAAAUACUGACGUUACCUUACCGCGGCGCGUUCUCCCGCGAGGGAAGUCCUGUCCGAGUGACGGCUGUGUGCGAGCACCUGGCUUUGGGAAGCAAACAGAAAUCCGUAUAUGCAAACCCGCAUAGCCCAACGUACCGAGAUUGCUUUCCUCCUGCCCCGGAAGGAAAUACCAUGCCUGACCCUGCCCGACAAAUUAAGGUCUGUGCCUAAAACGUUAGAUUGGACUGUAUGCCAGUUAGUUUCCACUCACUACUAGUACUGUGUCCUAAGAAUCUUUUUAAAACUAUAUUAUCAUGAAUUGAAACUAAGAUAAAAUUUCUCUUUUAUGACAUUCUAUCUUAGUGACCUACAGGUUCAGUAAAUCAGUGAGCCAGGGUGCAGCCCUCGUGUGAAUUUCAAGGCAGUUGCUGGCUUCUGGUGUUACGAUAGGCAUGUCCUGCCAGAAUUCCUGGGGUGGUGGUCGCGGAGCCGUGAGGGGUCUCCCGCAGUGCCGUUCUGCCUGUCCAGUUAACCGGAACCGUUUCAUAAACGUGAGGCGAUUAGCAGAGGAAGGGGUUUUACACAAGAAAGACCUGAGUCAGACCAGUGACCAAGGUCUGCUGUGACUACAAAAACUGUCCAGACAAAAUAUAUAGGGAUCAAAAAACUUUAAUCUGUCUGAAAGCACACACAGUCUUGUUUACUCCUGUUUCGGAUUGAAAUCUUAGAACGUGAACCUGCAUUAAGAAUCUAGUCUUCGUAGCAGAAUUUUCUCAAUGCCGUUCACUAGCAAGAGUUUUAGACAAAUUACAUUAUAAGUAAAGUUUGGCUGGUAGAAUAAACUACCUCAACUUAAUUUCAUUCUGUUCAUAGUCGAGCAAAUUCAUCUCUUCCUCUGCUUCUCUGCUCCCCCGCAUUCCUGUGUCCCCCCACGCCGCCGCCUUUCCCAGUGGGGGAAAGAAAUCUGUCAUUAGUAGCACUUAUCUUGUAAGAAACUUUGUUUUCCAUUCAAAUUAUGCCACCUUAGUGUGAAAUCAGGGACUUUAAAGUGCUUGAUUAUGUCAUAAUUUGAAUUUUAUGCAAUAUCAGAUUUCUAAUCAAUUUAA